AUGGGCCAAGAGUUGUUGGUCCUCACAGUCCUGUUGCUACUGAGCCCAGGCACCCAGGCUUUCAACAGCCAGCUCAUCAAGUGCUUUGAAGAUCCUCAGUAUGAAGAGCUGGUGAGGCUAGUGAAAGAUGGGCUGGAGCACACAUUGGAAAGGAAGCGAAUAGUAGUGAUUGGGGCAGGCAUGGCCGGGCUUACUGCUGCCAAGACCCUGCAGGAUGCAGGACACCAGGUAACUGUCCUGGAGGCCUCAGGGCGUGUGGGUGGCAGAAUAGAAACACACAGAGUGCCUGGGGCACAGUGGUAUGUGGAACUAGGUGCCAUGAGAAUCCCUGCCAACCACAGGCUCUCUCGAGAACUCAUCAAGAAAUCAGGGCUGAACCUCAGAGAGUUCUGUAGCUCCAACCUCCAGACCUGGGUGCUGGUCAAUGGGGUGCGGCGGAGGACAGGAGAGGUACAGGCUGAUCCUCACCUGCUAGGCUACAAAGUCAGAGCCAAUGAAGAGGGGAAGACGGCAGAACAGCUCUUUGAUCAGGCACUGAGAAAGGUGAUAGAAGAACUGAAGACAAGUAGCUGUAGCCAGAUGUUGAAGAAAUAUGACUCCUUCACCACCAAGGAGUACCUGAUAAAGGUGGGGAACCUGAGCCGCGGGGCUGUGCAGAUGAUUGGGGACCUGAUGAAUGCAGACGCUGGCUAUUAUCAAAGUUUCAUAGAGACCCUGCGCUUUGUCAUCUCCUUAAGUGUGGAGCCCAGAUUUGACGAAAUCAUUGGGGGUUUUGACCAGCUCCCCAAGGCCCUACAUGACAAUCUCUUGCCUGGAACGGUAAAGCUCCACUCACCAGCAGAAGAGGUAGAGACAUCUGGUGACCAGGUCCAUGUCACCUACCGGACAUCUGACCCCCUACGACCCAGAGAGCGUCUGACUGCAGAUUAUGUGAUUGUGACCAGCACAGCCAAGGCUGCCCAGCUCCUCCGUUUCCGGCCACCCCUCUCCCUUGAUAAGGAAGAUGCACUGCGUUCUGUCCACUACAGCAGAGCCACCAAAGUGAUCUUGGCCUGCACACAGCGUUUCUGGGAAAGAGAUGGCAUCUUUGGCUGCAAGUCCAUCACGGACCGGCCUUCCCGCUUCAUAUACUACCCAAAUCAUGUCUUCCCCAAUGGCACAGGUGUCAUCCUGGCCUCCUAUACCCUGGAUGAUGACUCCUCAUUCUUCACUGCCAUGAAUCAUGCCCAGAUAGAGGAUAUCAUCCUGGACGACUUGGCCGCUGUCCAUGACCGCCCCAAGGAGGAGCUCAGGGCCCUGUGCCCCUACUCCACAGUCAAGCACUGGAGCCAGGACCCCUAUUCCAUGGGAGGCUUUGUCUUCUUCACUCCCUACCAGUAUGUGGACUAUGCCCAGGACCUCUGCCGGCCUGAAGGACGGGUGUAUUUUGCUGGUGAACACACAUCUUUGCCCCAUGGCUGGAUUGACACCGCCAUUAAAUCAGGGCUCAGAGUUGCACAGAGUAUCCAAGAAGCUGUGGACUUGGGUUUGGCAAAGAGCCCUAAAGUCCCAAAACAGCCUCGCUCCAAAAGUGAGUUAUAG
This is a messenger RNA of Orycteropus afer afer, 1581 nucleotides long. Its product is annotated as L-amino-acid oxidase-like. The record is from RefSeq and is a predicted model, not a curated record. The transcript is spliced from 6 exons. NCBI's taxonomy places the organism in Eukaryota, Metazoa, Chordata, Mammalia, Tubulidentata, Orycteropodidae. Gene Ontology annotation, molecular function: polyamine oxidase activity; L-amino-acid oxidase activity. Gene Ontology annotation, biological process: amino acid catabolic process. Bases 1 to 1581 code for a protein of 526 amino acids.